AUGUCUGCUUUUAACAUAAAACCUUCUAGUGGAUGGAUACAUUCCGACAAAUUAAUUGCCAGACAAGGGGCCACCUAUGCAGUCCGGUAUGUGGGUUGCCUGGAGAUAAGGGUAUCCAUGAAAGCAUUGGAUUUCAAAACAAGGUCAAAUGUAGCCAAAGAAUGUAUAAACCGGGUCUGCGAAGCUGCAGGACUGAAAACUGUAGACAAAAAGCGAAAAGUUGACAGAAAAGUACAAAAGGCAAUUGCUGAUACACCAAAUAUGGCUUACGCUGGCACAAACGUUACACUGAAAGUUUCCAGCGUUAACCUAUCACUUACUUCACUGGAUAAUAGUCAAGUUAUAGCAAAUCAUGAGAUGCCAAAAAUUUCAUUUGCGUCUGGAGGCGAUACUGAAACUUUAGAUUUUGUUGGGUAUAUUGCUAAAGAUGUAAAUGAACUUCGAGCUUGCUAUGUGCUAGAGUGUGGGGGAGGUCUAGCUAAAGAUGUUAUUGCUACCAUUGGUCAAGCAUUUGAGUUGAGAUUUCAACAGUUUUCAAAACCCAAUGUAUUUGCUGCUACUGCAGGCUUAUCUUCGAUUCAAGCAGGUGGUGAUGCAGACAAGGACUAUUAUAAUGAUCUUCCAGGAAAAGUGCCUCCCGAUGUAGCUGGUCCCCCUCCUGUUCCGCCACUGCCUGCAUCAGUGCCACCAUUCACCACCUUGCCUCCCGUAACGCCAAAUCUCAUAGAUUUCAAUUGUGAUAUUGCUUUGGGUGGUCCCCAUCAUGACUAUGUCAACGACAGUGUGGUUGCCACUAGAGAAAGGGAUGUUUUUGAUAUGCAGCCUUUCAAUCAGCACUCGGGUUCAAUAAGGACUGAUGCAGAUUAUCUAGAACAGCUUCGGAAGGAAAUUUGGUUUCAUGGGCCCAUUAGUAGGGCGGAAGCUGAAAGACUGCUCCAACGUGAUGGGGAUUUCCUAGUUCGAGAGUCCACUAACACAGUGGGCCAAUAUGUUCUAUCUGGAAUGCAGGACAAUAAUAAGAAACAUCUUCUAUUGAUUGAUCCUGAAGGCGUAGUCAGGACUAAGGAUCGAAUGUUCAAUAGUGUAAGCCAUUUGAUCCAGUUCCAUUUCGACAAUGCCUUACCAAUAAUAUCAGCAGAGAGUGCGCUGGUUCUCAGGCACAAGGUUUCCAGAUCAUCAUAGAACGGUGAAUAUACAUUAUUUUUAAUUUUAAGUAGGGCUUGAAACUAUGUUUAUGGCAAUUUAGGCUAGGAUUACCCAACUUCUUAAUUUCUAAUGCUUUGCUCCUGACUUUCAAGUCAUAAGGAGUUAAGAUGUUCUAUUCCAAAUUCUUAUUUCUUAUACUUUUCAAUUCAAUUUUAAAGACGAACCUUAGUGCUAGGACCACUUUUAUGUGCAGGCGCAACCUUUGCACUGGUCUCCAACCAUUUUUUUCUUCUAAAUCUGAGUCUUUGUAAACCCCAUGUUUUAAAGACAAUAAGUUCAAAUAUGUUCUAGUCUGAAAUACCUGAUUGUUUAAUUAAUGAUGCGUAGUUAAAACUCUUUCAUGUCAAAUUCCCAAAUGGCAUGAAUACCAAUACUGAGAAAAAUAUUAAACAACAUAAUUGUAUAAGUAUAUCUAUUUUAAAUAAACUUGGUGAUGUUGGAACAAUCCUAAUGACGACUAGAUUACAGAUAAAACAUGAGUUUCUGGACCCAUGAAAUACGAGUCAUUCCUGAAACGUCUUCUCUUACCUGGGUAAUUUUAAAUUGCGCAAAUUUUUGUUUCGGGUAUUAAUCAACGUGAAGUCGCCGACUCAACUGUCCUUGUCAGUCCUUUACGCUAUUUGGACCUAAAGUUCAAUAUGGCUUGAACAGGGAGGUUGAGCCUCUGUCCUUUCGAUGAGUUGAAAUAAUGACGCAAGGCGAGAAGGACUUGCUAGGGCAUGUUAGUUCCAUAACUUGGUAUGCCAGUUCCUAAACAGGGACUGUUGUGUCCUUGCCUCACUGUUGGUAACUACCUGGAAACAAACUUGUUGCAAGAAUCGAGAAGUUGGGUAAUCCAGGUCCUAAUGGAAAAUAUGUAUAUGUGUUAAAGUUAAAGUCUGAACUUCUUAAAUCUCAACAAUAAUUUAUUGUGUUUUAAAAUUGGUUUUGGCGUAACUCAAUCUAUUUUAUCCAAGGAUAGAUAGGAAUAGUUUCUAUUUAUAGAGCUGCAACAAUAAACCGUAAAGAUAUCUAUGAUAUGAGUAAGUAUAAGUGAUUAAUACCAAUCAGCAAAAAUUGCUGCUCGAAUCGCCAGCCAUCAAACAGGUGACAUACUUAGAACUUUGCUAAGAGGCUACCUCAGAAAUAGAAAAAGAUACGUAGUUUCCUUUCUUUGCGCUUUCCAUCUUCAGAAAACGAUGUUCGUGUGUGACCACAAAACCGAUACAGUUAGAGGCGUGUCUGUAAACCGUAGCGUGAUCUAUGAUUUUUCGAGAGUCUUGGGUGAUAUAGAACAUAAUAAUUAUAAUAAUGCUUCAAAAGACAUUGGUUGAUGGUGAAAGUUUAAUUGAUAUUUAGAAAUGUUUGUUGAUCUCAAACUACCUUUAAUACUUUCAAGGUAGAACCAGUUACCAAUGCGAGGUUCCAUUUUGAUUUAUGAAAAUACAAGAAAAUACUUUCAAUCAAAUACUACUAAAGAAACUUAAUUAUUUUCACCUGUCUAUACCGUCACCCAUACAGGAGGGUUACAAAUUAUAAAAAAAUGCUUUUAUUUUAAUCUUGAACAAACCAAGGCUUUUUAUAUUGAUAUAAUUAGCUAAAUUAUCAAAUAGUCUUAAGCUACGUCCACACCGAAAGCAACAUAUAGGAACAUUGGGUUUAUGUUGCUUGUUCUUGGAACUUUUUCUGCAUGUUUCCAAAAGUUUAUUGUUUAAGGUUGCAGCAAGAAAAGUUUCUAUAAGUUGCUUGUUUCCAUAUUAAGCGACACAGAUCGAAGGAAAUAUAGAAACAUUGGUAAACAUUGCUUGUUUCUCAACCCUAUUUUAAUCAGGUUGUACACGUUAUUGCUAGUUCCCAAAACUCAAAACUCAGCUGUUGUGUGUGUAAAUCGUCGUCAUACCACGUUGUUUCGAAACUAUGAACACACACUGCUGGUGUAGACACACCGUUUACUGUUGCAGCAACACAACAAUACAUUCAUAAAAAUAAGUAACCAUUGUGUGGACGAGAUGGUUAGGGAAUUUGUGCUGUUGUUUCUGUUCCCAUUAACAGGUUGCGGCAACCAGCAACAUAAUAUUCCUCUGUGUUUCUUUGGUGUGGACAUAGUUUUAUACACAUGUAAAUCAGCCACAGAAAAGUUUAUGUUCGUGGUAUUUUGUUUAUUCCGUGCGCUGGCGAAGGUUUCUAUGCCAAGAUAUUUUAUUUUGUUGUAUAGGUUAUAUAUCGUCCCCCUUAUCACCUAUAAGUGUAUCUAACAAAAAUGCAUAAUUCAGAUACGCCUCUACGUGAUAAAGGGGACGAUAUAUUUCAGACUUAAAAUAGAGUUUUAAGUCACAAUCAAUUACAAUCACAAUUAUUAAAAUACUAUAUCACUUAAUGGGUAUAUCACAUAUGCAGAGCUGGGCAGCGCUUGAGUGCUUUGUGCUUGUAAAAGUGCUUGAAGCACUUUGAGGGCUUGAAAGCCCUGUGCUUCAAGCCCUUUUACAUAUUUCUAAUUGGGGCUUGCAAAGUCAAUUACUUCAGAAAAGUGCUUGGUAAUUUGUAAUUGAAAAAAAGUAAUUCAAGCCCUUUCAAUAAGCUUCAAUUACUUUUAGAGGGCUUGAAGCACUUUUGGAAGCUUAAAGCACUUCCAAAGGGCUUGAAGCACUUUAAAAAGGCUUGAACCACUUUGAAAGGACUUGAAGCACUCUAAAAGGGCUUGAAGCACUCUAAAAGGGCUUGAAGCACGUUGAAAGGGCUUGAAGCACUUUAAAAGGGCUUGAAGCACUCUAAAAGAAAUUUGAAUUGACCAUAAUUUAACCUAUUCCCCACCUAAAAGUUUUGAAUCGAUGAGUUUUGUUGCUUAAUUCUGAUAUCUAUUCCGUGUCGGAAUGCUUACCGCAUACCACCGAAUUUUCUGAUUGAUAUUUAUCUAGAAUCUAGAUUUUCGUUUAUCGAUAUUUCUAUUCUCAAUAGGUACAUAGGUUAUUCUACCUAUUCUCAAUAGGUACAUAGAUUAGAAAUAUCGAUAUUCGUCAAAUGGCAUCGAUAUUUUAAAUUCAUGUUUCGAUACUAGUAUCGAUAUGCUAAUUUUUUUGUGACGCCAUCUGUUAAUAUCAAAGAAAAUGACAAAUAAUACAAUUUUAGUAAUUUCCUGAAAUUAGCCUGAGUUGUUGUGAUGUGUAAGGAUAGGACACCAUGUCAAAAAAAAAAUUACCCACACUUACAAUUAUUUUGGUUACCAAUUCCAUUCACAAUUAUUGUAACUGUAAUUUGCAAAAAAAUACAAAAUAUAAAGAUUCUCUAGUCAAAUGAACUGAGUAAAUUGAAAGUAAGCUUUUGUAUUUUUAUUGCUCACUAGCGUUGUUAGGAGUACUAAGAUUUCAGGGCAUAUUCAAAGGGCUUGAAGCAAAUUUAAAAAGCUGCAUGCACAUUUAAAGAGCUUUAAGCAAAUUCAAAGAGCUUCAAGCACAUUUGAAGAGCUUCAAGCACAUUUAAAGAGCUUCAAGCACAUUUAAAGAGCUUCAAGCACAUUUAAUGAGCUUCAGAGCUCUUUUUGAGGCACCCCAAGCACUUUUGAUGUGCCUCAAGCACUUUAUAAAUUACUUUGGGGGCUUUGUGCUUGCCAAGCCAAAUUGAAAGCACUUUGAGAAAGGGCUUAGGGCUUAGUGCUUCAAGCCCUUUCACUGAGGGCUUUGCUCAGCUCUGCACAUAUGUAUAAAAUUUUUUAAAUAUUCUUUAUAAAAGGACAGUACUAAGUACCUAUGGACGGUUAAGACUAUUUAAAACUAGUUGAAAAUCCAAAUCUGUGACUUGAUAUUGCAAAAAUUGUUCUAUUGAAUAAAAGUACUCACUUAACAAGAAUUGCUUGAUUUUAUUUUUAAAUGAUGAACCGAAUCAAUUAAAUUGUAAACCUUUGCAAUCUAGCACAACUAUGGAGGAUAUUUCCUCCCCAGUUUUCUCCAAAUCGUGUUUGUUAUAUAUGGUAUGUCUAUUCUUUGUAUAGAUGGGAAUGUAUCAAUAUUUUCAUUUGGAUCACUGCUCAUUUUGAGGGAGAUUUCGUAAUAUGAGGAUCCGCUUCUUAUUUAUCUAUUCACGGACAUAGUCCAAUAAUAGGAUCAUUACAAUGAUACUGAAAUCUUAAGUAGGUACAUACUAAGUGAACAAUAUCCUAAAACUUAAAUAUAUACAAGUGUAUAAAAGAUAAUGUUGAGUCCAUUAACAAGAAAUCUACCAAGUGACCUGACACAAAAGCAAACUUAAAUAUAUACAAGUGUAUUAACGAUAAUGUUGAGUCCAUUGACGAGAAAUCCACUAACAGAUUCAUAUAAUAUACAUUUUUUUAUUUUAAUUUAUUUCAACUUGACAUUAAUCGUAUUUUUUGUUUCAAAUUUUUAUUUCGAAAAAUAAGAAAGUUAUGGCUUGUAACGCUGAUUGUGGGACACCCUGUAUACAAGUUUUUAUUCUAAGUUACCUUGGGGAUGGAAGUAAUCUUUGCUCGUGAAGUGUUUGGAACAAACACGCGUAUAUGUUUUGAUGGGCGUGUUUGAACCUAAAAGUUUUUCCCAAGCUUUCCUUAUAUCCAUUGUUUCUUCCACUCCAGCAUCAUUUAGAACUUUCACAUAAAUACUAGUGCUUUUCUGUGGGAAUUUAUGGAAAUGUCGCGAUUUAUCAGCUCUAUCACCUUUUCUUGAGCAGCACCCAGAAACAUAACAAAAGUUAUAAUUUUUACAUUGUUAUGAAAUUAAAAAAAAAAAAUCGGAACGUCCAAAGUGUCCUAGGGUCCAAGAAAAUGUCAAGAAUUGACUAUAAAUUCGGCAGUAAAAGUAGAUAAUAUUCUUAAGACCAUAUGGUAUACAAUAUAAUAUAGUACUAUGUUUACAAUGCAUACAAUACGAUCUACACCAUCCUCUUAAUACUUUCAUUAUGCCUGGAAAGUGAGCUGGCACAAAAGCAAUCAAGGGGCUCAUCAUCAUUAAAAACUGUGUACAAGUUUUUAUUCUAAGUCACCUUGGGGAUGGAAGUAAUCUCUGCUCUUGAAGUGUUUGGAACAAACACGCGUAUAUGUUUUGAUGGGCGUGUUUGAGCUCAAAACUUUUUCCCAAGCUUUCCUUAUAUCCAUUGUUUCUUCCACUCCAGCAUCAUUCGAAACUUUCACAAAAAUAGUACUGUUUUUUUUUGGAAAUUUAUGGAAAUGUAGCGAUUUAUCAGUUCUGUCACCUUUUCUUGACCAGCACCCAGAAACAUAACAAAAGUUAUAAUUUUUACAUUGUUAUGAAAUUUAAAAAAAAAAUCGGAACGUCCAAAGCGUCCUAGGGUCCAAGAAAAUGUCAAGAAUUGACUAUAAAUUCGGCCGUAAAAGUAGAUAAUAUUCUUAAGACCAUAUGGUAUACAAUAUAAUAUAGUACUAUGUUUACAAUACAUACAAUACGAUCUACACCAUCCUCUUACUACUUUCAUUAUGCCUGGAAAGUGAGCUGGCACAAAAGCAAUCAAGGGGCUCAUCAUCAUUAAAAACUGUGUACAAGUUUUUAUUCUAAGUCACCUUGGGGAUGGAAGUAAUCUCUGCUCUUGAAGUGUUUGGAACAAACACGCGUAUAUGUUUUGAUGGGCGUGUUUGAGCUCAAAACUUUUUCCCCAGCUUUCCUUAUAUCCAUUGUUUCUUCCACUCCAGCAUCAUUCGAAACUUUCACAAAAAUACUACUGUUUUUUUUUGGAAAUUUAUGGAAAUGUAGCCAUUUAUCAGUUCUGUCACCUUUUCUUGACCAGCACCCAGAAACAUAACAAAAGUUAUAAUUUUUACAUUGUUAUGAAAUUAAAAAAAAAUCGGAACGUCCAAAGCGUCCUAGGGUCCAAGAAAAUCUCAAGGAUUGACUAUAAAUUCGGCCGUAAAAGUAGAUAAUGUCCUUAAGCCCAUAUGGUAUACAAUAUAAUAUAGUACUAUGUUUACAAUACAUACAAUACCAUCUACACCAUCCUCUUACUAGUUUCAUUAUGCCUGGAAAGUGACCUGGCACAAAAGCAAUCAAGGCGCUCAUCAUUAUUAUAAACUGUGUACAAUUUUUUAUUCUAAGUUACCUUAGGGAUGGAAGUAAUCUUUGCUGAAGUGUUUGGAACAAACACGCGUAUAUGUUUUGAUGGGCGUGUUUGAACUUAAACCUUUUUCCCAAGCUUUCCUUAUUUUAAUUGUUUCUUCCACUCCAUCAUCAUUUAGAACUUCCACAUAAAUACUAGUGCUUUUCUGUGGGAAUUUAUGGAAAUGUAGCGAUUUAUCAGCUCUAUCACCUUUUCUUGACCAGCACCCAGAAACAUAACAAAAGUUAUAAUUUUUACAUUGUUAUGAUAUUAAAAAAAAAUCGGAACGUCCAAAGCGUCCUAGGGUCCAAGAAAAUCUCAAGGAUUGACUAUAAAUUCAGCCGUAAAAGUAGAUAAUAUUCUUAAGCCCAUAUGGUAUACUAUAUAAUAUAGUACUAUGUUUACAAUACAUACAAUACGAUCUACACCAUCCUCUAACUAGUUUCAAUAUGCCUGGAAAGUGAGCUGGCACAAAAGCAAUCAAGGCGCUCUUUCAAAUUUGGUCACAAAAAUCUACUAAGCACUGUGUAGACAUUUAUUCUUUUUCUGCUUGUAGUUGGUGAAAUCUUCUUGGUGAAGUCUUCUAAAGAUUUCCUCCGCAGUUUUCUCUCAAUCGCAUUAUGAAAGGAAAAUCUAUUCUUUCUAUAUAUGAGAAUGUAUCAAUAUUUUGAUUUGGAUCAUAGCUCAUUUUGACGGAAAUCUCCUGAUAUGAGGAUCCGCUUCUUAUUUAUUUAUUCACGGACAUAGUCCAAUAAUAGGAUCAUUACAAUGAUACUGAAAUCUUAAGUAGGUACAUACUAAGUAAACAAUAUCCUAAAACUUAAAUAUAUACAAGUGUAUUAACGAUAAUGUUGAGUCCAUUGACAAGAAAUCUACCUCCCACUAACGGAUUCACAUAAUAUACAUUUUUUUAUUUUAAUUUAUUUUAACUUGCCAUUAAUUGUAUUUUUUGUUUCAAAUUUUUAUUUCGAAAAAUAAGAAAGUUAUGGCUUGUAACGCUGAUUGUGGGACACCCUGUAUACAAGUUUUUAUUCGAAGUUACCUUGGGGAUGGAAGUAAUCUUUGGUCGUGAAGUGAUUGGAGCAAACACACUUAUAUUUUUUGAUGGGCGUGUUUGAACCUCAAGGAUUGACUAUAAUUCGGUCGUGAAAGUAGAUAAUAUCCUUAAGCCCACAUGGUAUACAAUAUAAUAUAGUACUAUGUUCACAAUACAUACAAUACGAUCUACACCAUCCUUUAACUAGUUUCUUUAUGCCUGGAAAGUGAGCUGGCACAGAAGCAAUCAAGGCGCUUUUUCGAAUUUGUUCACAAAAAUCUACUAAACACUGUGUAGACAUAUUUAUUCUUUUUCUGCUUGUAGUUGGUGAAAUCUUCUAAAGAUUUCUUCCCCAGCUUUCUCCCAAUCGCAUGAUGUACGGUAUAUUUAUUUGUCCAAUAGAACCGCAUCCAAAUCUUUCCAUAGAUGAAUAUUUAUCAAUAUUUUCAUUUGGAUCGAAGCUCAUUUUGAAAGAGAUUUGACGCCUGAAAAGUGACUGAGCCCAAAAAUCUCAAUUGAGGUUUUUCCAAAAACAAAUCUUAUUUCAUGUUAUUUUUAUUAUUAGAACAGUUUUAUUGAGAGUCACUUUAAGUUCUCUAUAAAAUCCUUGAAGGUUAAGAUAAUCAUCUGCUUCAGCCGUGUUUGGUUUUAUUUCAAUAUGAAGGGUUGGGCGGAUAAUAGUUGAUCUUGUCAUAAUCUUGAAACAAUACCAGUUCCAAUAGGCUAAUAUGUGGAGAAAAUUGUGGUCACACGCUUACCUGAAUUUCCCAAGGAAACUACACUUCUUUUUCUAUUUACUUUAAAUAAUAAUAAUUUAUUAACAAAAGGAUAUACCUAGAUGUAUUUCUUUACAUUUUCUUUAUAAUUGUAUUAACUUAUUAACUAAUUGUUGUAAAGAUGCCUAGAUGUACCGAGACAUCUGUAUGCAUUAUCAAAAUCAUACUUCAUGAUUCAUAAUUCCAAAUAUCAAUAGUUCAGAAUGUAACAUCAGACGUUAAAUCAGAUUAGCGAUUGGGUAGGUACUACUAUUUUUGCUGAUAAUAUACAAAUACAGGAUGUUUUUUAAAGAUUUCAAAUGGUUUUUAUAUAUAUAAAACAAAAUUUAUUGAUUAAUUUCAAUUUCUCCAUCUCCAGAAAAAUUAUUUUGAGUUCAUUUGUGAAUUUAUAUGACACUUUGAAAGUGAUAUACAAUAUACAGGUACAAUAUUUGAUUAUUCGAUAAAACAGUUGUAAACGUACCUAGCAAUUUUAUUCUCAAUUAUUUAUUUUUAUAACAAAUGGUGUAUGUUUGAGGUGGAUUUAUAAUAUUAUCAAAAUCAAGAAACUUCUGGUAUUAAUUUCAAUUGAGGUGUAAGUCCCAAAAAAUGCAAGGUAAUAUUUAUUUUUAUGUUAUACGGAUACGCUAAAACUCUAACUUGUAUCUUUGGACUCGAAGAGUAGAUUUCCAGACUUUAAUUGUAACAUGUAUGAUUAUACUAGCAAAGUAUAUACAAAUGUUUGCUAUAUUGUUGCUUUUUAUUUUAAAAAAAUAACUCCUGAUGUGAUCUGCAUGAAUUUAUUGUUACAGAGAUAGUAUUUACAUUGGUUUAGUAUAAUUUUUAUAAAUAUAUUUUAAUAAUAAACAUAAACAAAAAGGCAGGCAAAAAAAAUUCACAGCCUUAUGUGAUAUUUUGGAUAGAAAUGCUUUGCAUUCAAUAGGAACAUUUUUAAUAAGGUUUCGAAUCAAAUCGAUUGAUAUCAAUUUUUUUUCUGAAACGAUCUUAUGCCUUACGAAAAGACAUGAUAGUAUUAAUAAUGAUAGUGUUUGUUAUUUUUUAUGAUUAUUAGACCAAAAAAUUGCCAUGUUUUUGUGAUUAUUUAUUGUAUUUAUGUAAAAUAUAAUGAUUUUUUUAGAUUUUUGUAUAGUUGUGCAAUAAAAUGGUUUUUAGGUUCAAA
This is a messenger RNA of Ceutorhynchus assimilis (cabbage seed weevil), 10210 nucleotides long. NCBI's taxonomy places the organism in Eukaryota, Metazoa, Arthropoda, Insecta, Coleoptera, Curculionidae. The record is from the annotation of a GenBank genome assembly.